Molecule: messenger RNA, 1389 nt
Organism: Penicillium pulvis
Lineage: Eukaryota; Fungi; Ascomycota; Eurotiomycetes; Eurotiales; Aspergillaceae
Product: battenin family protein
Exons: 3
Coding region: 1-1389 (462 amino acids)
Biological process (GO): regulation of intracellular pH
Cellular component (GO): vacuole; membrane
Source: RefSeq, a predicted model, not a curated record
AUGUCUCGACUCGAGUCCAGCGGGGACACCCCGAUGCCCCUCGAGGAGGCCUCAUCCUCACGCUGGUCUAAGUUCUGCGACCGGGUCAAAGGAUCCUUCAGCGGUGCAGACCCUAGAGUUUGCAUCGCUUUCUGGCUAUUUGGCCUAAUCAAUAAUGUCCUCUAUGUGAUCCUUCUCUCUGCAGCUUUAGAUUUGGUCGGCCCUGAUGUACCUAAAGGCGUCGUUCUCCUCGCGGAUGUCAUUCCAUCUUUCGUGACGAAAUUGACUGCGCCAUACUUUAUCCACUUGGUCCCGUACUCCAUCCGAGUCGUCAUCUUCGUGUUCCUAUCGGUUGUCGGCAUGCUGAUCGUGGCGAUGAGCCCAAGCUACACGGAAGGCGGCGCAAUUACAUCCAAGAUUGCGGGUAUCAUUUUGGCUAGUCUCUCCGCUGGUGGUGGUGAGCUUAGUUUUAUGGGUCUUACCCAUUACUAUGGCCAGUUCAGUUUGGCUGCUUGGAGUAGUGGUACCGGUGCCGCCGGUUUGGUCGGCGCUGGCGCUUAUGCAUUGGCUACCAACACUAUAGGUAUCUCAGUGAAUGCUACGCUCUAUGCAUCGGCUUGCUUACCGGCUCUCAUGGUGGUGAGCUUCUUUGUUAUCUUACCCCGAUAUCCACUGCGCGCGGCAUCUCCGGACAGCUAUAUUUCUGUCGAAAGAGGAGAGCACCCGGGUGUUGAUGAAGCAGAUGAAGCGGGCAUAGAGUCCGAGCGUGAAGAGUCGGAAGGACUCCUGGGUGUAUCUGUUCAUUCGGAUACACCAAAAUCCGUUCAGAUCAACGUCGAGGCCUUUUGGUGGGACCAUGUGCAAAGGAACAUGCAGCAGCUAGGAAAACUCUUUUUCCCAUUUAUGCUCCCGCUACUCCUGGUAUUCAUCGCCGAGUACGUGAUCAACCAGGGUGUUGCUCCGACACUCCUCUUCCCUCUGUAUUCAAGUCCAUUCAAGGACUUCCGAUCCUUCUACCCGGCAUAUAACGCCAUUUACCAAGCCGGUGUCUUCGUCUCACGCUCAUCCACCCCAUUUUUCCGAGUGCACUGGCUCUAUAUCCCCUCCCUCCUACAAGUACUCAACUUAGUUCUGCUGAGCCUGCACUCCAUGUUUAACUUUAUUCCUAACGUCUAUCUUGUCUUUCUUGUGAUAUUCUGGGAAGGUUUGCUUGGUGGCCUUGUAUACGUCAACACAUUUGCGGAGAUCAGUGACCGUGUCCCGGAAGAAGAGCGGGAGUUCUCACUUGGCGCGACGACUGUUAGUGACUCGGCUGGCAUUUGUAUUGCUGGGUUCCUUAGUAUGACGAUGGAAGUUGCUCUGUGCAGGUUUCAAAUGUCCCGAGGCAGGGAGUACUGUCGAAUGGUAUAG